CCGGAGAGCUUUGACCCCACGGUAGAACGUCAUCUGAUACGGACGCACCCCUAACACUCGAUUAUUGACGUUGCAUCGCCGCAGAUCGUGCGAGGACUCGCACGGCGGGCUGAUCCUACCCGAGGCCCGAGUUAACCCCUCCAUGGCGAUCAUGAUCAACAUCGACUCCAGAUACAAUAGAUACCCCAGAAACCCCCCAUGUCAAGAUGUGACGUUGUGAUACUCGGCCCUUGUUGACGCAAGGUGAGCCAAAGUCUACAAAGAUGACUGGCAGCCAGGUCAUGGGCUCUGAGACACCACGGCCCGGUCAUCCCUUGCGUACCUUGCUUAGUUGAACAAGACCACAUGCACGCUACCAUGCUGCCUCUCGUCUCGCUUGGGCUCUGCGGCCUCGCUCUGGCUCAAGACUGCCCGGACUACGUCGAUUAUGCCGCUGAGCGACAUCCGCCCUUCUCUUCAGGUAUCUAUGAGUACCCGUACCAGCGGCCCGCCGGAGAGUGCCAUACUCACAAGGUCGACGAGGUUGAGGAGAUUAUUGGAAAAGGCAUGAACGACACAAUCGCGGAUCGUGACCUCCACAGGCUGUUUGAGAACACAUGGCCGAAAACCCUGGAUACCACCCUUGCGUUCAUCAUCACUGGCGAUAUUGAUGCCAUGUGGAUGCGAGACUCGUCCAACCAACUCCAGUCCUACAAGUUGCUGCUGCCGAACGACCAAAUCGCCAGGCUCUUCCGUGGUGCCAUCAACCUCCAAGGUCGCUACAUGCGCCAGAGCCCCCAUUGCAAUGCGUUCCAACCCCCUCCCGAGUCUGGCAUUCCUCCGACGUUGGACAAUGCGGAAGGCGAUGUGGUUUCCCCCCCUUAUGACCCCGAGUUUGUCUUUGAGUGCAAGUACGAGAUCGACUCGCUCGCCGCGUUCUUCCAGCUCAGCUGGGACUACUACGAAGCAACCGACGACGCGGACUUCUUUCGCAAAUUCGGCUGGAAAGACGCGGUUCGGACUAUUCUCGAUACCGCCAACGACAUGAAGCAGGGCACAUAUGCGGACGAUGGCCGGGUCCUGCCGUCUCCGUAUACCUGGCAGCGCAAGGCGACAAGUGCCUCGGAGACUGUGGCCAACCACGGCACUGGUGCGCCCGUCAAGGGCAACAUUGGUCUCGUGCGAAGCUUCUUCCGGCCGUCGGACGAUUCCUGCAUCUAUCAGUACUUCAUUCCAGGCAACAUGAUGUUUGCUCGCUAUGUUAAAGCUGCGGCUGAGAUCAUGAACACCAUUGACGAGGGUAUGGCCAAGGAGAUGAGGGGCGUGGCAGAGGGCAUAGAGCAAGGUAUCCAGGAGCAUGCCGUUGUCAAGCAUCCCAAGUUUGGCGAUGUCUACGCUUUCGAGAUUGACGGGUUCGGCUCGUUCAACCUUAUGGAUGACGCCAACCUUCCAUCGCUGCUCAGCAUCCCUCAUCUAGGAUACUUGCCUGUUGAUGACCCCGUGUACCAGAACACGCGCGCCUUUGUCCUCAGCAAUAUGAAUCCAUACUACGCAUACGGUGGUCCACACCUUGGGCCUGGCAAUGGAUGGCCAAUGGGUGUCAUCACGCAAAUUCUCACCACUGAGGAUGACGAGGAGAUUUCGAGUAGUAUUCGUAUGCUUAUGGAUUCAACGAGUGGGUUGGGCCUGAUGCAUGAAACUGUGAAUAGCCACGAUGAUUCACAAUGGACACGGCCGUGGUUUGCGUGGGCGAAUGGAUUAUUUGGGCAGAUGAUACUCGAUCUGGCGGACAGGGAACCCGAUUUGUUGAAAGCAAGCUUUCACAAGUGAGCGAAAUCGAUAGUCUUGACUUGCUUCCAAACGACGAAAAGACCAUUUCGAAGAUAGCGUAGGGUAGGUAGUCUAGCCAGAUCUCGUCGUCGGCAUUCCACACUUUACACCGAUACGAGUAAGUCGUUUGGGCGAUUGGCUCCUACAUCGUAGGUAGCCAUAGGUACGAAGCCAGACAUCAAUGGACAUUGCUUGAGCCGGCGCUUGCCUAAUUGUUCCCCACGGCCCGUUCAGACAUUGACUUGCCGAUGACAUGAUGCCUUCAGUAGAUCGCAGCGAGCGGC
Emericellopsis atlantica is the source of this 2093-nucleotide messenger RNA. RefSeq lists its product as uncharacterized. The coding region runs from base 346 to 1809 and encodes 487 amino acids. The record is from RefSeq and is a predicted model, not a curated record. Lineage: Eukaryota; Fungi; Ascomycota; Sordariomycetes; Hypocreales; Bionectriaceae. The transcript is spliced from 4 exons. Gene Ontology annotation, biological process: carbohydrate metabolic process.